AUGACAGGCUGUAGAGACUGUCACAAGGGAGCUGAGUGGGAGGCGCAGCUCGCCGCGCUAGGCAAGAAUGCUGGGCUCUACUGGAAGAUGCGCCACAAUGUUUCGCAGGCAUGCGACCGUUGCAGGAAGCUCAAGUCCAAGUGUGGAGACACUCGACCAUGCUGGCGCUGCGUGAAGAGCGGGUGUGCGGACAAGUGUGCGGACGAGGCCAAGGUCUCAAACUCAUCGCAGACACCAGAGUCAGACUACUGGGGGAGUGACGGGGAAGCCAAUGGGGCGAAGCAGGAGUCGCCGCUGUCAUCGUCCCCCGCCUCACCUGCCGUGUCGCUGGUCAACGAUCACAAGCUCGAGUGA
Guillardia theta CCMP2712 is the source of this 354-nucleotide messenger RNA. RefSeq lists its product as hypothetical. The coding region runs from base 1 to 354 and encodes 117 amino acids. The record is from RefSeq and is a predicted model, not a curated record. The transcript has a single exon. Gene Ontology annotation, biological process: regulation of DNA-templated transcription. Gene Ontology annotation, molecular function: DNA-binding transcription factor activity, RNA polymerase II-specific; zinc ion binding. Lineage: Eukaryota; Cryptophyceae; Pyrenomonadales; Geminigeraceae.